AUGCCAGAGUACCGUGAACUCAUCGCCUCGUUUACGACCAUCUCUCGCUGGCUGGAAGCUAUGCAGACGGCGGGUACCGAGCUCAACCUACAACAAAUCUGGGCAGAUCCUACCAAGAAAGAGCGGAAGAAGUUUGCUGCCCACAGUCCAGCAGCCUCUGGACAGGUCAUUCCCCUGGACCCAAAGUGCAAGUACAAGCGUGGGUCUCAGCAUGCGCAACAACGCAUCUUCCCUCCUCCUCCAUUCUCUGGGCGAGAUCUUGUCCUCCAGUCUGUGGAACGUACGCCAAGAUCGUUGAUUCUGGAUUUCGGUCGCCUGCAUUUCCAGAUACACCUGCAGACGCAUACCAUGGCACAAAUAUACAGCAGGCAGCAAUGGGAUGUUGAGAUUUGCAAAGUUGAUGAAUUUAACCGCGGCUUCAAGAUAGGUGUAGCUUUCGAUUUCGGGCCAUAUGUGCUGGCUUUCCCCACACUUGACAAGAUUUUCACGCCUCAUUGGGCGCCGUCAAGGGAUGAGCUCCCCAUCCGCCAUGCAGAUGUAUAUUCCGACUUUGCUAAAUUUCUUGAAGGAUUAGUUGAGUGGAUGAGGAACCGCUGGGAAAGUGACAGUGUGAACAUGGGUGGACUUGCAAUCAAUGUAGUCCGAGAGGCGGACAUCGUGUUUGGCGGGCUAGGGCUGUCUGUCUUUCUCACUGAAUAUGAAGUCUUCCGGUGUCCGUCGCGUGUUGCACGCCUCUGCGAAGCAUUUUGGACGUUUGCUCGUCGUGGUCAUGAGGACUUAAAGAAAUUGCUCCAGCCAUGCUGGCAUGGGUUCAUCCUCGCUGCGGACCAAAAUCAGCGUCUUCGCUACCUCUCUUGGUUGCACGUGUAUGGGAAACAACGAACCAACCUGUCUGCGAGGUCAAAAGAGUUAUACAAUGAAUACUUAUUGGUACUGGACAGGUACAGCAGCAUGAACGAGGACGUCACCCGCAGUGCGGAAUGUUGUCUCUGGGAUAUCUUUGAGCCUUCCUUCAUUCGACCAGCGAUUCAAGACAAGGAGAUCCAACUUGGCCAUCUCAUUUUUGGUGAGGAAUGGCAGUUCCUGGCAUGGUCGCCUGCCGAGCCCAAGGAUCCCCUGACUGAUGCGCUAGCUGGACUCGAGUUCCCAUCAAAUCUCAUCGGACCGGGCAAAGAACUCUUAGCCAGCAGUAAUAGACCAAGUGCAGAGGUACUGUACUCUGUGGUCCCUGUGGACGAGAUGGAAAAGGAGACUUUCCAAUACACCGUCAUGAAGACCAUGACAGCCGCCCGAGGACCUCUUGAAUAUUGUGGCAUGGCACGCCUAAUUAAGAGGCAAGGUGCGGGGCAGAAGGAACCAAUCGUCUCUGUGUGUCGACUCAGUGAGGCCAUUCCACACUCUUUGCGCAUGCGCGAAAUUGGUGGCAUUGAACGUAUCGGGCGGGACAGGAAGGGCGCCGGCAAGCGAAAGCGAGAGCAUGAGGAUAGCCUCGCGCGUGGUGGAUGGCCUUCCAAGAUCGUCCGCUUUGAUCAGCCUGAGGCAGACAUGCAGGACGUCAAGGAGAACACUGAGGUUGAGGAGCGUCCAAAAAAACGAAGGCGCAGCGCUGACCUCAAAUUAGCCACUGAAGGGAGUAUCUAUUAUGAGGUCCGUAGUACUCGUAGCCGUACGAUCUCUGUUGCGCCGAGUGCAGAUGCAAGGCUUGUGUAG
Fomitopsis serialis is the source of this 1710-nucleotide messenger RNA. RefSeq lists its product as uncharacterized. The coding region runs from base 1 to 1710 and encodes 569 amino acids. The record is from RefSeq and is a predicted model, not a curated record. The transcript is spliced from 11 exons. NCBI's taxonomy places the organism in Eukaryota, Fungi, Basidiomycota, Agaricomycetes, Polyporales, Fomitopsidaceae.